Octopus bimaculoides (California two-spot octopus) is the source of this 2424-nucleotide messenger RNA. RefSeq lists its product as uncharacterized. NCBI's taxonomy places the organism in Eukaryota, Metazoa, Mollusca, Cephalopoda, Octopoda, Octopodidae. The record is from RefSeq and is a predicted model, not a curated record.
AAUUUCAAAAAUGAUGAAAAAAAAAAUUGUUUCUUUAUUUCUUUUACUUGACAGUUUUAAAUCUCUGCCAACAGAAUUAAAACAAUGGAUGUGGCAUCAUCUUCUGGUUCAGAAAUAUUAUUUCCAACUUUUUCUGCUGAAACAAUUGAUAAGAAUACUGAAAUCAGAAAAAUAACAGUACAAGAUGCAAGCCAAGAACAGAUGUCUGAUCCAAAAUUAAGCCAGUCACAAAUGACACUUCCAGACAUUACUAAGUCACAAACUACCAUCCCAGACAUAAACCAGUCACAAAUCACCCUUCCCAACAUAAGUUUAUCACAAAUGACACUUCCAGAUAUAAACCCGUCGCAAAAUGCAUUUUCAGAGACAUGCCAGUCACAAGUAAUUCUUCCUGAUACAAACCUGUCACAAAUGACUCUUCCAGAUACAAACUUGUCGCAGUUGACUCUUCCAGAUACAAACCUGUCGCAGUUGACUCUUCCAGAUACAAACCUGUCACAGUUGACUCUCCCAGACACAAACCUGUCGCAGUUGACUCUUCCAGACACAAACCUGUCGCAGUUGACUCUUCCAGAUACAAACCUGUCACAAUUGACUCUUCCAGACACAAACCUGUCACAGUUGACUCUUCCAGAUACAAACCAGUCACAGUUGACUCUUCCAGACACAAAUCUAUCACAAGUGACUCUACCACUUACAAACCUGUCACCAGCUACCCUUACAGAUUCAAGGAAAACAAAAACUGUUGAUUCUAAUUUUAACGAGACCAAUUUCAGUUUUAAAGAAUCAAGUCAGUCACGGGUCCCUCUAACACAGCCAGCCGGCCUGUCCCAAACGAUGACUGUUCCACCUUCACAGAUGGCACCAACAACUGGUCGUCAUAAAUUUCAAGAGAUCCAAAACAGUCAAUGUCACGUUACUCUAUAUCCUGGCCGAAAACAUUCUACAACACAAGGUUCCAUCCUUUUGACAGAACCUCCUGAUUUCGACCCCUAUAGCUUCACCGAAGAACCUGUCGUCAAAAGCCAACAGACACGCAAUGCUAAGUCAAAGCAUUUUCAAACAAAACCAAAAACAGUGAGAGCCAGUAUAGUGGAGGUUAAAAAACUUCACAAGAUUAUACAGCAGCAACUGUUAACUAAAUCCUAUUCUAACCUGACAAAUCUUCUACUAACAUCACAAGAAAAAUUGUCAGAUAUUAAAAAAACGAAUUCAAUCACUUGUGAACUGUUGAAACAACAGGGCUUGCAAAUGAACCACACUGCAAAAUCAAAAGCCAUUCUCCUUAAAAAAAUCAACACUCUUAAAAUUCAGCAGAGAACAUUAAAGUCCCUAUUUGACUCUCACAAUGCAUUUUGUCGAAUUGCUAAGGAAAAACUGAAUCUUCCAUUAUGUCAUCGGCCAAAGACUACUGAAAUAGCGUCUUCUAAGACUACAGAGCCUCCAGCAAAUGACUCGCUUGUAGAUGUUGGUAAGAACCAGUCUGAUAAAACCAGUACAGUUUGUUCCAUGAGUCUACCUUCUAAACAUGUUAAAAUUACAACAGAAAACAGAGCUGAAAUUGAAGGCAACAAACGGCCAAUCGUGAAUGUUAACACAAAUGUUAUGGAUCAGUAUUCCAUAGAAGAGCAGCAUUUGCAGCUAAAUCUCCAAGGUAUGAUGCCAAACCAGGUUCCCAAAAUCUCUAAGAAUAUUGUCAAUCUGCCAACGAAUCAAGUGAACAGUUCAAAUCCAAACAAACUUAAUUCUUCAUUUAUAGCUCCAAAUUCAAAGAACUCUUUGCCACCUUUGUCUGUAGCUUCCAGUGAAGAUUUCCCUCAAAUGACAAUUCCACCGUUCUUGGCACGGCAACAGACUUCAGUCCCUGGUGAGAGCAAUCUUAACAGUCGACAGAAUAAAAGUGCCGUAAAGAAACUUGUGUCAGAGGAGAAUCAGAGAAAGAAUCCCUUAACGAAUUCAUCAGCGCCAAACGAAUUGAACCAACCCCAGAAUACAAUAUUUACUCAAACACCAAUAGUUGAGACUCUACAUAAUGCUAGCAGCAUAGACAUGUCCAACAACUGGAAGAUCACGGCUAACUACAGCAAUACACUGCGGUAUAAGAACCGCUCCAGGAUUAAUUCGACUCUGAACAUUAGCCAAGAACAUGCUUAUUCUUCCAGAGAAAACAGCAAAAGCCAUAAUGGUAUUUACCAAAAAGAUGUUGUUAAAGUUUUAUUGAUAGAAGACAGUGAAUUCACUCCGAUAUCAGACGUAUUUCCUUCUUUGCAGUGGUCCAAUCUCAAGGACUGCUUAUUGCCUUCUUUUUUAUUUGAAGACAUCAAUGAAUGGCCAGUCAAGUAACUUCAAGUUAUCUUUCAUAUAUGUGUGUAUAUAUAUGUAUAAUGUAGUGGUUUGGAAAAAGAGACUGAUGAAAUAAGAACC